Didymella exigua CBS 183.55 is the source of this 1104-nucleotide messenger RNA. Its product is annotated as putative alcohol dehydrogenase. Bases 1 to 1104 code for a protein of 367 amino acids. The record is from RefSeq and is a predicted model, not a curated record. The transcript has 4 exons. Lineage: Eukaryota; Fungi; Ascomycota; Dothideomycetes; Pleosporales; Didymellaceae. Gene Ontology annotation, molecular function: oxidoreductase activity.
AUGUCAAUCAACACCGGCAAUUUCGCCUGGACAGUGCCAGACUCGGCCACAUCUAUCAAUCACUUGACUCUGGAUUCCCUGCCCGUACCUACUGCUGGACCUCACCAAGUCCUCGUCCGCCUGACUGCCGUAUCCCUCAACUAUCGCGAUCUGCUUGUGGCAACCCGUUCCCCAGAGUAUCCUGGGAAUCACGUCGCAGGUCUCGUGCCCUGCUGUGAUGGCGCUGGUAUGAUACACGCCACCGGGGUUGAUUCAGAGUGGACUGGUCGCGAGGGCACAAGGGUCAUUCUGCAUCCGAACGAGUGGAUGACGGGAGAUGUGAGGAACCUCGACCUAACAAGUUUAUGUGAUCUGAUGGCUUACUAUACAGGCGUUCUGCAGCAAUGGAUAGCCGUGGAUGACGCCCGUCUCAUCGAGGCACCCACCCAUCUUAGCAGUGUGGAGUGUGCGAGCCUGCCCACUGCUGGGGUGACGGCCUGGAGCGCUAUACGAGAGCUUCUUGAUGCUUCUCUUGCCGGAGAGCUAGGUGACUGGCGCGACGGACAGAGAUUGCAACACAAGACGAUCCUCACACAGGGCACCGGCGGCGUCAGUUAUUUCGCAAUCCAGAUCGCAGCCGCACUCGGCGCAACGGUACUUGCAACAUCUUCCUCUGACAAAAAGAUUGAGCUUGCGAAGGCGCUCGGGGCCACACAUGGCAUCAAUUACACUACGACUCCGGACUGGGACCGUGAAGUUCUGCGCCUCACGGACGGCAAGGGAGUCGACCAAGUCAUCGAGUUAGGUGGUGCGCGGACACUCCUCAAGUCUGUGAAUAGUGUCCGUAAAGGUGGAUUGGUCAGUCUGAUCGGCAUCUUGAGCGCUCCACAAGAUGUACCUGCGGACAUCAUACCUUCGCUGCUAUUUGGAAGCAAGAUAGUAGUGAAGGGCUGUGUUGCGUUCAGUCGCGAUGCGACGGCGGAGUUCGCGAGGUUCGCAGAGCAGCAUGGCGUCAGGCCGGUCGUUGCGAAAGAGUUCAGGUUCAAUGAUGCGGUAGAGGCCUUCGAAGCGCUGCAGAACCAGACUGAAGUCGGCAAGAUCGUGAUCAAUAUCAGCAAUCAGUGA